CCCCUUUUUUAUGUGCCUCGUGGAUGAAUCCGGUCCCCAUCGACCCAAUGAUGCAUUACCGGCGGAACCGGUCCGCCCACUUAAGCGGAGAAAAAAGCGGACGCCCCUGCGUGACUCGAUUCUCCCUCUCGGUUUCGCCAUCAGUUCGCCUGCAUUGUGAAUUUCUCUCUCAAUCGUCUACCUUGCUACAUUGACUUCCGUGUGGACUGUGUGCAUACACUCACCUGAUUUCUAUAUUCACCAAGUUCACUACGUGCAAUCAGACCCCUGUCUUAAGAAUGAGCCCUCCCGUCGCCGUGGACAAUGACUCAAUCAACGUGGGCUCGGUUGCCGCAACCGGCCCAUUGACGGUCGAUGCCAUCCCUGCCCUGAGAGCCAAGAGCGCAAAGAUUCCCACCGGUGUUGCUCCUGCUACGAACAGUGACAUGUUCAAGAGUCCGCACUGCUUCACCAAGCCGCAAUCGAAACGCUGGGAUCAUAUCUUCUCCAUCGAAUCCAAGUCUCGGAAGAGUUCAACCUUGAAGGGUGCUGCGCGGUACCUGAAGAACCCCGGAUUGAUCUCUCUGGGUGGCGGCCUCCCCUCCCCGGAAUACUUUCCCAUUGAGCAGCUCUCCGUCAAGGUCCCCAACGCCCCUGAUUUCACCCCGGAGGCUAUUCAGAAUUCCGGUGCUCUUCUGACCGCGAAUAAGGGUGACGUGCGCACCGGAAAGAGUCUUUACGACUUGGAGGUUGCCCUUAACUAUGGCCAGGCUUCGGGAACUCCCCAGUUGCUUAGGUUCGUGACGGAACACACCGAACUCAUUCACAACCCUCCCUAUGCCGAUUGGCAAUGCUGCUUGACCGCAGGUAGCACGUAUGCGUGGGACACGAUCCUCCGCAUGCUUUGCAACCGCGGGGACUACAUCAUGAUGGAAGAGUACACUUUUGCGAGUGCCCAGGAGACUGCGCUUCCGCUUGGACUGAAGGUGGCGCCGAUCAGAAUGGAUGGGGAGGGUCUUUUGCCGGAGUCCCUUGAUGAGGUUCUGAGCAACUGGGAUGAAGCCGCCCGGGGUGGUCCCAAGCCUUACGUGCUGUACACCAUCCCCACUGGUCAGAACCCAACGGGUGCUACUCAGUCUGCGGAACGGCGUAAGGCUGUGUACAAGGUCGCCCAGAAGCACGACGUGUACAUUGUCGAGGAUGAGCCGUACUACUUCUUGCAGAUGCAGCCCUACGCUGGUGCUGACAGCGAGCCCGUCCCGCCCCCGGCGACCCACGAAGACUUCCUUAAGUCCCUUGUGCCAUCCUACCUGAGCCUCGACGUCGACGGACGUGUCCUUCGCAUCGAGUCAUUCUCCAAGGUCCUUUCUCCUGGAUCUCGUGCCGGCUGGAUUGUCGCUGCGGAUCAGGUUGUGGAACGAUUCAUCCGGAACUGCGAGACCUCGGCCCAGAACCCUAGCGGUAUCUCUCAGUUGAUCUUCUACAAGCUUCUUGAUGAGCACUGGGGUCACUCUGGAUACCUUGACUGGCUGAUCAACCUGCGCAUGCAGUACACUGGCCGCCGUGAUACGAUGAUGCAUGCUUGUGAACAGUACCUGCCUCGUGAAAUCGCUCAGUGGAUUCCUCCUGCAGCAGGCAUGUUUCACUGGAUCGAGGUUGAUUGGAAGAAGCACCCUGGCUUGGCUUCCGGCAAGACUCGUGAAUCCAUUGAAGAGGAAGUGUUCCUCGCUGCCAUCGACAACGGCGUCCUUGUCUCUCGUGGCAGCUGGUUCAAGGCGUCUGGAGUCAACGAGGAGAAGAUGUUCUUCCGCGCUACGUUCGCUGCCGCCAGCUCGGAAGGCAUUACUGAAGCUAUUCGGCGGUUCGGUGAUUCUCUGAGAGUCCAGUUCGGUCUGUAGAGAGCGGUUGACUUCUUCAAGAAGAUGUAAAUACGAAAGAAGUAGAUAACCCCAUCCUAAUUCUAGCGUGAAAUCGGUUAUAGAGUAAACAAAUUGGAAGUUUUUC
Aspergillus costaricaensis CBS 115574 is the source of this 1983-nucleotide messenger RNA. Its product is annotated as aminotransferase-like domain-containing protein. The record is from RefSeq and is a predicted model, not a curated record. The transcript is spliced from 7 exons. Gene Ontology annotation, biological process: L-tyrosine biosynthetic process; aromatic amino acid catabolic process. Lineage: Eukaryota; Fungi; Ascomycota; Eurotiomycetes; Eurotiales; Aspergillaceae. Gene Ontology annotation, molecular function: aromatic-amino-acid:2-oxoglutarate transaminase activity; L-2-aminoadipate:2-oxoglutarate transaminase activity; pyridoxal phosphate binding. The coding region runs from base 279 to 1877 and encodes 532 amino acids.